Messenger RNA from Hypomesus transpacificus, 3684 nucleotides. It is a transcript of the gene lingo2b, whose product is annotated as leucine rich repeat and Ig domain containing 2b. Lineage: Eukaryota; Metazoa; Chordata; Actinopteri; Osmeriformes; Osmeridae. The record is from RefSeq and is a predicted model, not a curated record. Gene Ontology annotation, molecular function: protein binding. Gene Ontology annotation, cellular component: plasma membrane. The coding region runs from base 571 to 2409 and encodes 612 amino acids. The transcript is spliced from 2 exons.
CAGCUCACAGGUGAUGAGCAAGAGGAAAGUAAGGAGGGGGGAGGAUCUGAAGAAAGAGAGGAGGGAGCUGAACUGAACCUCGACUGCGUCUCAACCAAGGAGCUCACACCAGUAAAGAAACCCUCUCUUUUUUUCUUCAUAUGUGCUCUUUCUGCUUCCUCAUCUCCGCUUAUCCUCCUCUCGAUCACUGCCCUAAAUCCUGUCUCACCCCGGGGUUCGGCGGUGUCUCGUUGAACGAGCGGAGACAGGACAGUGCGACCCUUGCGAUGAGAUGUGCAGUAAUCAAAGAGAAGGAGAUAAAAGGAUAUUGUUUCCAUGAAGGGCAGAGUGGAUGGAUGACACAAAGAGGAUUGAGCGGGCACUCGGAGGCUGUGUAUGAGCGUCAAAGUGUGUGUGUGUACAGCUGUGCGCGCAUGUGUAAGUGCCAGCUCGGCAGGGUGCCCUCUCAGUGAGAUAAAUCAGAGUAUGGAUUUGGGAAUUGGCAGCAACACUUAAAAGUGUUCUACCGUGAUGGAUCUCUGGACAAGUAAGAAGUUGUGUUGUGACGGAGGGCAUCGUGGGUAAAAAGUCAUGCAACGCCUAGCCCUGUACUGCUGCCAUCUUCUUCUGGGUGGGGCUCUGGCCCUUUUGCUGGCCCGCUCCGCCCUGGGUUGCCCUGCCCGCUGUGACUGCUCCCCACAGACUAAGUCUGUCAGCUGCCACCGCAAGCGCCUGCCCACCAUCCCUGAAGGCAUUCCUAUUGAAACCCGUGUCCUGGACUUAAGCAAGAAUAAGCUGCGGAUCAUAACCCCAGACAACUUCUCGUCUUUCCUUCACCUGGAGGAACUGAACCUUAGUGACAAUCUCAUCAGUGUGGUGGAGCCCGGUGCUUUCCGCUGGCAGACGUGUCUGCGCUCACUUACCCUCCGCAGCAACCUCCUGACACUUGUCCCCCCUGGAGUGCUCUCAGGCCUGGGGAAUCUCACCACUCUUGACCUCAGCCACAACCGCCUGGUGGUUCUGCUGGACCACGGCUUCCAGGACCUGCGUCAGCUAACCUCCCUAGAAGUGGGCGACAAUGAGCUCGUCUUUAUCUCCCAGCGUGCCUUCAAUGGUCUGCUGGGACUGCGAAGCCUGACGCUGGAGCGUUCCAACUUAACCGUGGUGCCCACUGACGCUCUCACGCACCUUCACAACCUGGUGGAGCUCCGCAUGUGCCAUCUCAGCAUUGGUGUCUUCAAACCGUACUCCUUCAAGAGGCUUGUGCGGCUACGCCACCUGGAGAUCAGCCACUGGCAAUGGUUGGAUACCAUUCCGCCUCUCACGCUGCAUGGCCUCAACCUCACCACUUUGUUCAUCACCCACACCAACCUGUCUGCCUUCCCUGGUCCCGCGCUGCGCAACCUUCCCUACCUCACACACCUCAACCUAUCAUACUGUCGCAUCCAAUACAUUCAGUAUGGGGAACUUGGCCAGCUUCCACGAUUGCAGGAGUUGUAUCUGCGGGGAGCCCAGCUGGCCUACAUCGAUCCCAUGGCCUUUCUGGGUCUCAGUGCUCUGCGGGUACUAGACAUGUCGCAAAACCAGCUGGAUUCUUUGGAGAAGAGUGUGUUGGGUUCGCCCGAAAAUCUGCGGAUGCUAAAUCUGGGGAGCAACCCGCUAGUGUGCGAUUGCCGUCUCCUGUGGUUACUGAACGAACAAAAGCCACCCUUGCUGCAGCUUGGGGGUGUCCAGCCCGAAUGCAGUGCUCCUGAGCACCUCCGAGGGAAACCCCUGAGGGAUCUUAAGGAGCCUCUCAUUUCACAAUAUGUUACCUGCACAAAGCCCAGGAUUGGGCCCAACACCACUCAGCUUCUGCUUGCUGACGAGGGGCAGCCCGUCCAUCUAACCUGCUUUUCUGAGGGGGCACCACAACCCUCUGUGGCCUGGGUAACCCCCCACAGACGUUUCGUCACUGCCAGGAACACCGGCAGAGUGAAGGUUCUGGCGGACGGAACCCUGGAAAUCAAAAUGGCGGAGCUGCACGACAGUGGCGUUUAUCUAUGCAUUGCCAGCAAUGCGGCGGGCAAUGCCACUCUGUCAGCCUCACUGGCAGUGAAAAGCCUGGGUAUCAGUGACAGGUCACUCUACACGAAUCGGAGCUCCAACUAUCUCACAGACUCCAACAGUACUUGGAGUAACGGAACUGUCUUGUAUAAUAUGACGGUUCCCAUAGACCUGAAGACCAUCAUUAUAUCUACAGCGAUGGGCUGUCUUUCUUUCUUGGGUGUGGUCAUCUUCUGCUUCCUGCUCCUGUUUGCCUGGAGCCGUGGUAAAGGUCGGCACAAGAGCAACUUUGACAUUGAGUAUGUUCCCCGCAAAUCAAACGGAGCAGCUGCUGAAGCGACCGAAACGAGUGGACCAAGGAGGGUAAACAUGAAAAUGAUUUGACUUCACAUCACAGGGUCAAUUCAUAUGGCAGUGAUAGAAGAUCCCAGUGCACAUAUCAAUAUAAUUAAUUUCCCAGUAUGACACAGUGGAUUUGUGAAACUGAAAGUGAUGUACCGAUAUAGUGGAUAAUGGUGGUGGUGUUGACACAGUGGACAUGUGAAUAUAACGUGAUCUAUGAUACUGUGGAUGUGUUUAUAUAAAUGAUGUUAUCAUACAAACUGGAUAUAGUACUAUAACCAACUGACAUAUCAAUAUGAGAAUGCUAUGCGGGGCAUGUGUUACAGUUGAUGAUGUUAAGUGAUUAUGCUGCUGACUUACCUUCGCAUCAAGGUGAGGCAGGAGGUCUCGGGAAGUGACAGGUAGAAGCUAAGGUGACAGUGGAGCAAUCGUCACUACGCCAUGCCAGAACUCAGUUGUGUCGAAUAACCAUCUGAGCAGCAGAAUGGAAUGUGUGUGUGUGUGUUGCCUUUAUUGUAGGAAAGGGCAAUCAUAAAGGAUAAUAGGGACUAGUCAUUUUACAGGUCUUUGUAUUUGUUGAAGUCAUUGUAACAACAGUGUUGUCUGUUGAGUAAAAUGGAGUAUUAUAUAUGUUUGUAAGAAAGUUCAAAUCUCUUAUAACAGUGUUGAAGAGACCUUCUGUAUAACUAUUCUCUCCCCCAACUAAGUUAUCACUACCCUUUGAAUGAUCCUAAGAUUAGGUAAGUAGUGACUCUUAGCCAACUCAAGGAACGUUUACAUAGUGAAGGUAAGAACACCAGAAAGCAAGGUUUCUCAGAAACACAAGGCUAUCCUCUUGCUGAAGAAACAGUCGCAUCCAAAAUAUUGGCAUUACUUUGGAAAAGCUUGAGACUAUAAAGGAUUUAUGUUAAACCCAUUUUUGAUGACAUUAUCAAUCAUGGGCAGAUUUUCCUGCCAGAAAAUCCCUUGAUGUAACAUAAAAUUAUUUUGUCAGUGGCUAGACACAAUGGUAAAGAUUUACUUGCCAAUGUCCUCUUCGGACCAAGAUAAAUAUAAGCUUAUGUGUUGAGUUAUGUGUAGGCUUUCUCCCCUCUGUCAUUUUUCUUUGAACCCAGCAUCUCAAGCUGGUAUGUCCAGAUGCUCACCCAAGACACCAAGGGAUUCUGGGUAUUUAAAGCGAUGCAUUGGAACAUUAUGUUGAAUACUUUUCAUUGUUAAAGAAAAAAAAUUAAGGGAUCAAAUGAAUUCAAUUAUUUGUAGUGCAGGGAAGUGGAUGUCAACAUGUGUGAUAAAGUUGUGAUACAAAAUUACAGGUUG